GCCUUGUUUUGCACGCCGUGAGCAGCCCCGGUGGGACCUUGGGGCGUCGCGGGCUGCGCUUCUGGCGCGUCGGUAGUGGGCGGCGACUUCUGUUCCUUUUGCGCGACGCAUUCGGGCCUGCUUGCGAAAAGGCACAUGGCUCAGGCCGAUGCUCAGGCGCAGGAGCUGUCGGCGUUGACGCUACAAAAUGACGUCGAAGACCCGGCGGGGACGCUGUUAUCGCUGCCGCCAGAGCUCCUACAAAGGGUCAUGGAAUUCCUUAUGGUGGUGGACGACGUUCACGAGGCGGAGCGGGUCACCAAGCUCGUGCGGUCCGCGGCGCGGUUCGUGUUAACGCGCGGGCGGUGGAAACCGGUAAAGUUCGUCGCCGAGCAUGGCACGCAAUUGAUUCUCGCUGCUGGCCGCGUGGCCCAGGACCGCGGCGCGAGCACGCCCGCCGAGCGCGACGUACCAGCCUCGUCACUCGCGCUCUGCCGAGCGGCCUGGGCGGUGGACCCGAACGAGACUCUGAGAAUAUUAUUCACCUAUACUGGAGGCGGUGGAAAGCGCGCCGCUUUACUAGAGGGCCGUUUGCUCGCACUCAUCGAGCCGUCUCUCGACGGUUUGGAACGCAUUGUGAGGCUCUUGGAACCGGCUCAUCGCUUCGUCUACGCUAAGACUCAGCUGAUACGUUGGGACUUCGACACGGAGUCCCCGAGUAGUCAGGGAGGCAGAUCCGUUUCCGGAAUUAGGUGGUGGGCGGAGCAUAUAGGAACUCCUAUCACCUGGCCGUGGGUGGAGCACCAUGCGGAACGCCGCAAUCUCGUGGUUGGCUAUGUCUCCGGAGCGUUGGAGUCUUGGACUGACGCGGCGGUGGCGGUGGAUUUCUUUCGUUGCUUCUUUGGCAGAUAUUAUAAGGGACCGGUUCCCGACCUGGACGACUUCACGCGGGGCUGGGGCGAACGGGAGGCGUCGGCCUUUGCCGCGGCCUACGCUGCGGAUGUGGCGGCAGAAGAACUGAGCGGGAUUGCUUUUGAUUCUCACGGGUUUGGGGGGGGACAAGAUUUCCCUACUUUGCCGGGAAAGGUACGUCAAGUAGAGGAAAUCCUUCAUUUGGACGAUCGAGUGGACCUCGAGCACAUGGAGCAGUAUGAUACGUCUUGGGAGGAGGAAUACUUAUUGGCGGUCAAGCGAGCGAGCCGCUUCCCCGGAGAUUAUUACUAGCCCGU
Messenger RNA from Pelagomonas calceolata, 1208 nucleotides. Lineage: Eukaryota; Pelagophyceae; Pelagomonadales; Pelagomonadaceae. The record is from the annotation of a GenBank genome assembly.